GAAGAGGUGGGUGGGGUUUACAGGAAAGAGGGGAAAGAGCACACAGAGCGGUUUCUAUCAGUGCAGGAGCGGCUCACUUGAAGGCAGAAAUCAAUUCCGUCACACAUUGGACUGUGUUUUAUCCGUCUGUUUUCAAGAACACUUUUAAUUUCAUUUUUUAAGAUAUGAAACGAGUUGUACGACAGAGCAAAUUCCGUCACGUCUUUGGCCAGGCGGUGAAGAACGAUCAGUGCUACGAUGACAUCCGUGUUUCAAGGGUCACGUGGGACAGCGCCUUCUGUGCAGUGAACCCCAAGUUUGUUGCCAUUAUUGUGGAGGCCAGUGGGGGUGGAGCUUUCCUUGUUCUUCCUCUUCACAAGACAGGACGCAUUGACAAAUCCUACCCAACAGUAUGUGGGCACACAGGCCCAGUGUUGGACAUUGACUGGUGUCCCCAUAAUGACCAGGUGAUUGCCAGCGGCUCGGAGGACUGCUCUGUGAUGGUCUGGCAGAUUCCUGAGAAUGGCCUCGUCACUCCCCUGUCUGAGCCGGUGGUCGCUCUGGAGGGACACUCGAAGCGUGUCGGCGUCAUCACAUGGCAUCCGACAGCACACAAUGUCUUGCUUAGUGCAGGUUGUGACAACGUAAUAAUCAUCUGGAACGUGGGCACAGGUGAAGCCAUGAUCACCCUGGAGGACAUGCAUCCUGAUGUCAUUUACAACGUUUGCUGGAACCGCAGCGGCAGCCUCAUCUGCACUGCCUGCAAAGAUAAGGGCAUUCGUGUCAUCGACCCCCGCAAGGAGACGAUUAUUGCUGAGAAGGAGAAGGCGCAUGAGGGAGCUCGACCCAUGAGAGCCAUUUUCCUCGCUGACGGUAACAUCCUCACCACUGGUUUCAGUCGUAUGAGUGAGAGACAGGUGGCCCUCUGGAACAUGCAAAACAUGGAGGAGCCGAUGACUGUUAGUGAGAUGGACACCAGUAAUGGAGUCCUCCUGCCCUUCUACGACCCCGACACAAAUGUCGUUUACCUGUGUGGAAAGGGUGACAGCAGCAUUCGCUACUUUGAAAUCACAGAUGAGGCUCCUUAUGUUCACUUCCUGAACACCUUUGCAUCAAAGGAGCCCCAGAGGGGCAUGGGGUUCAUGAGCAAGAGAGGCCUUGAUGUCAAUAAAUGCGAAAUUGCAAGGUUCUACAAGCUGCAUGAAAGGAAGUGUGAGCCUAUAGUGAUGACUGUGCCUCGUAAGUCGGAAAUGUUUCAGGACGACCUGUAUCCAGACACAGCCGGCCCAGACCCCGCACUGGAGGCUGAGGAGUGGUUUGAGGGGAAGAACGGAGACCCCAUCCUCAUCUCCCUUAAGAACGGCUAUGUUCCAGUCAAGAACCGGGAAAUCAAGGUGGUCAAAAAGAACAUUUUGGACUCCAAGGUCACUAAGAAGUCAGAAAACUCAAGUCCUGCCAACAAGUCUGCCUCCUCAACACCUUCAAUUAAAUCUGAAGCGAAAAUGGAUGAGAUAUUGAAAGAAAUCAAGUCCCUCAAAGACCUCAUCAGCAGUCAGGAGAAGCGAAUCAUCAAACUUGAGGAGCAAAUGUCCCAAAUGGCCAUUUAAGGAACCUUUGCCCCGACACACAACAAUUCAGGAUCUUCUAUAGGCUGGGG
Oryzias melastigma (Indian medaka) is the source of this 1636-nucleotide messenger RNA. RefSeq names its product coronin, actin binding protein, 1Ca (gene coro1ca). Lineage: Eukaryota; Metazoa; Chordata; Actinopteri; Beloniformes; Adrianichthyidae. The transcript is spliced from 11 exons. Gene Ontology annotation, biological process: neural crest cell migration; actin filament organization. The record is from RefSeq and is a predicted model, not a curated record. Bases 165 to 1586 code for a protein of 473 amino acids. Gene Ontology annotation, molecular function: actin filament binding.